GGUCAACAACCAAAACCGUCUCCCACCCUGUAUAAAAGGCAGCCGGCACAGAACUUGUCCCCCAAACAAGCUCCGAUCCCAAGAAGAAUUAAACCUCACCUAACCCCUCCCAUGUCCGACCACCCCCUCGCCGGCGAGCACCACCCCUCUCCGGCGAGCUCGGCCGCCCUGGGCCCCCUGCUGCUCCUCCCGUCGGAGCUCCUCCACGAGAUCCUCCUCCGCCUCGCCGUGCCGGAGCUCCUCCGCGUCCGCUCCGUCGCGCGCCCGCUCUCGCACCUCAUCACUUCCCCGGACUUCCGCCGCCUGUACCAUCUCUCCUCAGCCUCCUCGGGGCCCGGCCCGGCCGCCGCGUGGCUCCUCCUCUUCAAGAAGCUUCCCCCGCGCGACGCCGCGAUCCGGGGCUUCCACGGGCCGUCGGGACGCUGGUUCCGCAUCCCCGUCUCCGCGAUCCUCGCCCCCGCCGUACCCCCCGGCGAGGACCUCUACUUCCUCGCCGCCUCCGGCAGCUCGUUCCUGUUCGCCGCCAACGGCCGCCGCGAGCUCGUGGUCGUCGACCUCACCUCCCGCGCCGCGCGCCGCCUCCCGCCGUCCCCUCUCGGCCCCCGCGGCACCUCCUCGUGGCGCCGCUUCGGCCUCAAGCUCGUCGCCGAUCCCCCCGGUUCAAACCGGUUUAGGUUUAUGUUUGCCGAGCUGGUGAACAACACGCCAUUCCUCUUCGAGUACCGGUCCGAGACCGACACGUGGCAGCAGUCGGAGGCGGUCCUGGCCGAGGGGGCAGCGCCCGUGCCGGCCGCUCCAGACGGCACCUACCUCUGCGCAGCGCACGCCGGGCCGGACUGCGUCAUGGUGUACUCCGGCCCGGGCGCGGAGGACCGCCCGGUCUUCUUCCGGCCGCGGUUCCCGCCGCACAACCCGAACAACGCCGGCGACCGGCUGCACGUGUACGGCGACGGGAGCGCAGCGGUGGUGCGGUCGGCGGUGAUCGACGAUCCGCCGAGCCGGAACCGCGUCAAGGUCGUGACGGCUGUGGACCUGUACGGGUUCAGGGCGUCGUCGGUGGUGGGAGGCGACUGGGAGCUGGUGGCCUCCGUGCCGGCCGAGCUGAUCGACGGGUUCCGGAAGCCGUACGCCGUGAUGACGGGGCUGCUGGCAGAGCGGGAGGGCGUGGUCCGGCUGGUGCUCAUCUCCAACUGCAGGGGCGCCUGGGACCUGGUGUGGCUGUCGUACGACCGCGAGCGCGGCGAGUGGCAGUGGGUGCCGGUGCCAGACUGGGGCACUAGCAAGGGGCUCAACAUGGCCGGCAUCGCCGUCUCCUCCACCUUCUCCAGCCUCUGGCCGCUGGCGUCGCCGUCGUCCAGCAGCCAGCCACCGGUGAACGGAUGAACCGAUGUCUGUGUCGCAAGUGAUGCUGUACAUACUGGUGUGUGCAAAAGCAGUGUGGGUGUGGGCAAGUGCUGGGCUCCAUCGAUCCAACGCGGCCGUGCCCCCACCCCACGAUGUGAGCGGCGCUUCUCGUUUCCUUGCGGGUGGAGCCGUGGCGUGGCGUGGCGCGGCAUGAUCCCGCAUAAUAGCUUCGUCGAUGGGGACUAGACAGUGAGAGUGAAAUGUUUCAGACAAGGAGUGGCCACUGGCGUUUGCUUGCUUCUCUUUUGUAAUUGAGCUGCUGCUGCUACCCAUUGCUCGUAAAACUUGAACGCCUUACAAAAGUUUCUUAA
Molecule: messenger RNA, 1715 nt
Organism: Phragmites australis (common reed)
Lineage: Eukaryota; Viridiplantae; Streptophyta; Magnoliopsida; Poales; Poaceae
Exons: 2
Coding region: 112-1383 (423 amino acids)
Biological process (GO): SCF-dependent proteasomal ubiquitin-dependent protein catabolic process
Molecular function (GO): protein binding; ubiquitin-protein transferase activity
Source: RefSeq, a predicted model, not a curated record